Paramecium tetraurelia is the source of this 1434-nucleotide messenger RNA. RefSeq lists its product as uncharacterized. The transcript is spliced from 5 exons. Lineage: Eukaryota; Ciliophora; Oligohymenophorea; Peniculida; Parameciidae. The record is from RefSeq and is a predicted model, not a curated record.
AUGUUUUAUUAAUUUUUCUAAUCCAAAAACAAUCCAUCACUCUCUCGUUUAAGUGCCAUUAGAACAACUGAAAGAACCUAUGAUGCAUUACAAGUAUCUGCUAAUGUUUGUAACAAUCACGAAAGAAUUGUGACAGAACCAUCCACAAAUGAUUGCUACUUGGUAAAAAAAUAAACAUUUGGUUCGAGACAUCAAAAGAAUAAACUCAAUAUUCUUAUAAACAAUAUUCAAAAUACAUUUAAAGAAGAAAUCGAGAAAAUCAAAGAAGAAGCCAAAUUAAAAUUGGUGGAUCCAUAAAUACAUAUUUAAGAUAUCCUCUCAAAUAGCAAAGAAGACGUCGAACUUUUAAUCUACAAAUUAAAAAAGAUAUUGAUUAACAAAUCCAAGCGAUCUUAUUGUGUUGACAUUAUUUAAGAAAUCAAUCAUUUCAUAACCAAAUUAAAAAAUCUAGAUAUCAAAAUCCUUGUCACUCUCACACUUGCUAAAAUUGCCAAAUAUUAUAAUCUCUUGUAUUACUCUAUUUCCCUUGCUAAAAAUGCCAAAAGAUUGUCAGACUCAGAAGCACUACUCAAAUACAAACUUAAAGCAUACAGCAUUUUAUCGUAAUGUUUUCUUAAGCUAAGACUUAAAUAAGCCAAAAUAUAUAUCACCAAAUAUUUGAUGUGCAGUUGGAAACUAAAAUUAGUCAAUUCUGAAUUCAAAGGCUAUGAAUAAUUAGGGAAGUAUUAUUAUUAUGAAGGCAACAUCAAAAUGGCUUAAUUGUUCCAUGACAGAAUGCUAAAUGGCGAAUCUUUGAAAUUUGAUUCCUCUCUGAAAAGGCUAGCGAUUUCUAAAUUUGAGUAAGGAUCGAUAGGAAAGAGUAAGAAGGAUAACCACAUUAUUGAUGAAAAUAAUUUAGAUAUUUCCUCAGACGACGAACCUUUUGAAAUAAUCUUUAAUUAAGAUUCAAAUGAUGUUAAAAUAAAUACAAAUAAAAUAGUGGCCUCUUAUAGAAAAAAAAAUAGACUACUAAACUUUUCGAUAAGACAAUAGCCUUUAUAUAACAAAACAACUAUCAAAAAAGCUUAGCAAGAAGUCAAAAAUGCUAAUCUUUUUAUUAGUGAUAGAUCUCCCAAGUAAUAGAAUGUAAAUUCGUUGUUUACAGAAUAAGGUAAUUUGGACUUAUAAAAACUCAAAAGCCUCCCUCAUUCUCAUCUUAGAUUAGGAGAACUUAAAACUCCUGUAAUGUUAAAUCAUCUAAGUCCAAAUAGAUGUUUAGUCAAUUACCAAUCAUUAGAAUUGAAUAAAUCACCUCAAUCUAAUAGGAAGGCAGAAGAAGUUGAUCUGCUUUUUGAUGUCGGUGAUGUUCAUAAGAUGUCCAAAAUCCUUAACAAAAUAAUCACUAUUCUUACUAAAAUAGAUGAAUGGCUUUAAACGCAGAAUGAAUUAAUAUGA